This is a messenger RNA of Sparassis crispa, 3447 nucleotides long. Its product is annotated as Topoisomerase 1-associated factor 1. NCBI's taxonomy places the organism in Eukaryota, Fungi, Basidiomycota, Agaricomycetes, Polyporales, Sparassidaceae. Gene Ontology annotation, molecular function: DNA binding. Gene Ontology annotation, biological process: DNA replication checkpoint signaling; replication fork arrest; DNA repair. The record is from RefSeq and is a predicted model, not a curated record. Gene Ontology annotation, cellular component: replication fork protection complex. Bases 1 to 3447 code for a protein of 1148 amino acids. The transcript has 11 exons.
AUGAUGGAUCCGGAAGACGCCAUUUCUGUUUCAUCCGACGAGGAGAACGAAGAGUAUGUCGAAAGAAGAGCCAUCCUCGAUCCUGCAGUUCGCAGCGUCGUGGAAGCGUUGGGAGGCUACGAGGGCGACACAUACAGGCUAGGAGAUGAGUGUUACGGAUGUUUAAAGGAUCUUAAGAAGUUCUGGCGCAAGGACGAUACUGACGACGAGCGCACGGUCGCACGCAUCUUCUGGGAGACCCGCGUGCUGCCCAACGACCUCAUACCCGUUCUGCUUGUGACCGCAGGAAAGGGAUUCUUUGAGGACAAGUGCGCCGUGGCGUGCGCUGACCUCAUGACCGCUAUGACGUGGCCCAUCGACCUGGCAGAAGAGCUGAAAGAACUUGACGAGGAAUACGACAAGGGGGCAGACUACACGCAGCUGCUUCUCAGCCAUCUAAAUUACAAGGCUGCCCUGCUACGGCCAGGAGUUAUGGAGGGGCUGUUGGGGAUCAUGAUUCCUUGUCUCACGAAAGACGCUAAGGAGCGGAAAGAGCGGGACGUGCAGAUUGUCAACGUCGUACUUUAUCUAAUUCGAAACCUUGCGUUCAUCAAGGACCUUCCCGCGAACACGUAUCUCAGUGCAGACCAGGCGGAAUACUCCUCACUGCAGAGCCGGCUCGUCAAGGCUCUGUCGGAUACCGGUUUCUUGGACCUGCUGUUGACAAUCGCGUCGAACGUGUCAAGCAACGCGAUGUUCAACAAUUGGAACGCUCUCGUACUCGAGAUCUUCUAUCUCCUGUUCCGGGGAGUCAAACCAACAUCUUUGACUAUGGAUCAGGCCAAGCAACCUGCACAGAACCUCCAACGCCUUCUGGCCGUGGAAGAUCAGCGCAGGCGCGACUUCUCUCGCAAAGCGACGUCGCGCCACUCUCGCUUCGGCACUACCAUCUCCAUCAAGCUGAAUCCCGGGAAGGCGCAGCCACGUAGUGGAGAUGGAGAGAGCAUAGAGAAUGACCAGAAUAUUCCCUCGCGAAGCGCCCAGCCCUACGUGUUGCACCGCCAACAAGCGAUUAGCGGUGAGGCUGGCAGCAUCUUGGACCUAGCAAAGCGUCAAAGGAAAGAGAAAGGGAAGAAGAUCGACGAGCUCGGGCGGGAGGACAACCUCUCGCUGGACUCUAGGGUCAUCUUACAGAACCUUGCCAAGAACUUCAUCGAAGCAUGUUUCAACCCGUUCCUGGCAUCUCUGUUGAAAGACAUCAAGGCUGAGAGGCCGAAGAUAACCGAAAAGGAUAACUUGCGCUUGCUAUAUGUCGCCAAGUGGUUCCUGGAGUUCUUCCUCGACAUGAGAGCAAAAGGCGAAGAGUGGAAGUUCGGGCUGAUCGCGGAGGUCACGGAGCGGUCAUGGAUCAUCUGGGUGCUCAAGCGAAUGCGCGAAGCGGUGGAGGAGAAGCCGAAACUCUGGACUGAACUUCAAGCCGGCAUCGAAUGCCUCACGCAGUUGGUGCUCAUUAUCGACAGCAUGGUCAGCGAUGCGGAUGAGGCGGUCGUCGAGGCUGCCGAGGUGCUUCAACAGCAGAUCGUGUACAAUGGCGAAGUACUGGACAUCGCUUUCGAUCACCUGCGGGUGUACAAGGAGGGUGUCCAGAGCAUCGCAUACCUCGACUCUAGUGUGCAUCUAGCAUAUGCGCUGCUGCGGAUGCUCGAGAAGUGGGCGAAGAGGCGUGGCCCAGGUGGCGAAAUGUAUGUCCGGCGGAAGGCGAAACCGAGGAGGAAGAAAGGUAAAGGUAAUGAGGAUGGCGUUCCUGACGUCGAGGAGGAACCGGAGGUAGAAGAGGAGAUCUUCAACGAGACUAUGUUCACGUUCGAGAUGUUUGAAGCGAAAUUUGCCAACUCCGACAUUACUCAGAGCCUCGUCGCAUACCUCACGCGUUACAAGGAUUUCGCAUCUUCCGAGAACAUGAAGCGCGUUGUGGGCCUGAUGCAUCGCCAAGCGGUGAGAGCAAAGGCGGAGGGCUUGUACUUCACGGUCUCAACGCUCGACUUAUUCAAGAACAUUCUCAGAGAGGAGAAGUCUCUCCCGCGUGACCAGGCUCACAAAGAUCUAAUUGUGCUGAUUAACUUCAUUCUGCGCAAGUUCUUCAAAGCAGCUGCGGAGGACUCAUUCGCCUUCUUCCCAAAAAAUCGUGGUCACUGGAAACACCUUUCGAGCUGGGAGUCAGAGGAGAAGACUUCAAGGGCGGAGCGCACGGUCGAGGACACCCGCUUCCCGCCCGACGUGCAGGUGAAGAAAGGAUAUACGUGGAGCGAGCAGCUCGGCGUUGCCAUCGCGUGCUUGGUCGAAGAGGGUAAGAUGGAGCUGAUAGUAUGGGUUAAGCAGAUCUUAGCGCUCGCGGUUGCCCAGAGGCAGCGGAUCAUUGAGGACACAGAUGGUUCGUCUUCGCGAGUGAGCGCUGACGCGAACGACAGCGCCGACGAGGAUGACAUGGACAUUGAAGCUGUGACCAAGCUCCGCGGCCCCUCCGGCGAUGCGCUCGCCAAGAUUACCGACUACAUGAUACCGUACGUCAGCGACGAGGAGGCGAAUGCAGCCACGAAGGAUCCUCAUCUGAAACUCGUAUUCCGACUGGUCAAGUUCUUCGUCCUGGAUGAGAACGCAGACGAACUCGAAUGGUACAUUCCCGCAGCGACCUUGCCGUCCGACAUGCAGCGGAGCCUGAACGUCAUCAACCAAUUCCUCGAGACGCCGCUGGACCUGGGUGGAAAGAAAGCCGCGCAGCUUCUCAGCAAGAAACGGCGCAGGCGCAGGCGGCGCGCCCCGUCUCCCGACUCUGACGGCGAUCAGUCCGACGAGAUACCCAAGGUGAAGAAGAGGAAGGAGAAGAAGCAGAAGGAGAAGCAGCAGUACAAGUCCGCGCAAUUUAUCGAGGACAGUGAUGUGGAGCCCGGCGACAUGGAAAUAUUCCUGGAGAAGGAGAAGGCACUGCGGGAACGCACAGCCCUCGCCGCGGCGGCGAGCGGGCUGUCGGGCACUAUGCGACCUACGGGCACGAAGAAGAGGCGGAGAAAAACCGCAGAGGGUGGGACGGGGAAGAAGAGGCAGAAGCGCGGCGGCAAGGACGCAAAGGCCCAGCUGGACUCGGAAAAGGAGCCGGACAAAGACAAGGACACGGAUGUGCAAAACGAGUCGGACGAGAGCGACUUCAACAUCUUCGGUUCGCCAAGGCGUUCUCCAUCAACUGCUGAUACAUCUCCACCGGAGGUAGAGGUGCCCAAGGCAAGACCACGACCACGCCCGAGACUUGUUGCGCAACCCUCUCGCCCAAUUUCUGCUGUUGGAUCUCCUGCGACAGUGUUGACCAGGAAAGAGCGGGAAAAGUCUGACGAUGAGCUUAACGGCUCUCGAAAUACUGUUCCGGGGAGGAAAAAAGGACGGUUACAGUUGGUGAUAUCAGACGACGAGGACUGA